Molecule: messenger RNA, 1281 nt
Organism: Fibroporia radiculosa
Lineage: Eukaryota; Fungi; Basidiomycota; Agaricomycetes; Polyporales; Fibroporiaceae
Exons: 10
Coding region: 1-1281 (426 amino acids)
Biological process (GO): chromatin remodeling
Molecular function (GO): histone methyltransferase activity; protein binding
Source: RefSeq, a predicted model, not a curated record
AUGGACGCGCACGACUUGGAACUUGAGGGAGCUGACGAUGCCACCCUUGCUAUUCAUCGACGCUUAGUCGAACAGAACCACGAAUCGCAAGAGACCCGCAAGGAGAUCCUUGCUGUUUACCGGGAUACGUGGACUGAAUUUUAUCAAUGGGAGCCGGCCUGGUGUGAUUCUCGCCUCAAGGAGCUUGCGCCUGCCUACCCUCGUUUCACAGCGCCCAUUAUCCUGCCACGAGCGGAGGAGUCAGAUGAUAUGAUCGCUGAUGACGACCCUCUCUCCUUCUCCGUCACUGAUUAUGAUGGCAAGGAUGAGAUGACACUCACUUGUACUGAAGAGUGCAUUCCUGCUUCGCGAAUCGUACCGCAUCCUAAAUAUGAGGCUUGUACUCCAUCCAUGCGGGCUAUCAAGGCUGACAAAAGCUUGGGCAAUAUAGCAACAUUCAUACCAUAUGCUGAUGAGGGUUUUGACCAGAGGGGUUACCUUGCACAGUUCAGGGAGACUGCCUGGCAAAACAGGUGGACUGAUAAUGAUUCUCACUUAAUCAUGCUUGAAGCUGUGAAGCUGCUUGUAUCAGAGCAUUCAUAUACUUAUGAGAAGAUUGAUAGCUUGAGGGAAAAGAUCUUCUUGCCAGUCAAAAGUCAUAAUGGGCUUCUCUGGAAAAUGAAGCAGCGUGAUUUACUCCAGUGGAAAACAGAUGCAGAUGUUCUGCCUCCACCACCACCUGUUGAAACAAACUUUCUGUUUGAUUGGAUGAUGGAAGGGCAGAUAAAUGUACUCUAUCUGAUUUUUGCAGCCAUCCUGGACCAUGCAAUAAGCAAGCAGAUUGCUUAUGUGCUGAAUUUUGGCUGCAUUGCAGACCAGGUUGUAGAUGUGAUGAUAAAUCUCUUGGAAGUAAAAUCUGGAAUUCAUGGACUAGGUACAUUUGCCUGCUCAUAUCUAGCAGAAAAUACUGCCAUUGGAGAAUACAUUGCAGAGAAUAUUGAGAAGAUUUAUGUGACUGAGGAUGCUGCCAGACAUCGCAAGCUGAAUUAUACCUUUGACCUGAACAUGAAGCAGAUUCUAGAUGCUGCUACUGUCGGCAAUGAAACACGAUAUAUCAAUCAUGCAACUGGAAGUAAGGCCAAUGUAUAUGCAAGGGCACUGUAUGUCAAUGGUGAACAUAGGAUAAUUUUUUAUACUGCAAAAAAGGUGAAGAGAGGCCAGGAGUUGUUCUUUGAUUAUGGAAAGAAGUUCUGGGGUAAUACUGCAACCACUCAAUCAGAUGCUGAAGCAGAAUCAGAUUAG